Linderina pennispora is the source of this 1191-nucleotide messenger RNA. RefSeq lists its product as uncharacterized. NCBI's taxonomy places the organism in Eukaryota, Fungi, Kickxellomycota, Kickxellomycetes, Kickxellales, Kickxellaceae. The record is from RefSeq and is a predicted model, not a curated record. The transcript has a single exon. The coding region runs from base 219 to 1025 and encodes 268 amino acids.
UACACCUGGUGAUACUGGGCGUUUACCAACAGAUAUCUCCAACCAAAUUCUGUCGCGUCUUGUGCCCUGUCUUCCAUUGAUUGUCGUGAUACAAUAUUAUCCAUUUUCCCAGUUAGCUGCUGGUAGCCCGCUGGUCUUAACACAGCUUAUUGCUUAUUACUUAUUACUUUUCACGACUACGCAGCCUUCAUGCAUACAUACCACUGCCUGUUGAGACAAUGGGACCAAUUAGUAGCCACCUCACCAUUCUUAAGCUGGACUUUAUCACUGGGCUCAUGUCGCCAAGAACGGUAAAGUUUCCUAUCACCGCACUACAGAAGCUAACCAUCGUUGGGCUUACCAAAGAGUUUCACUGGUCGUGGUAUAGAGAUGAAACCCCUGACACGGCUAUAUUCGCCAGCUUAAUUUACCUAGUAUUGGUAUAUCGUGCUCACUCUCCCCGAAGAGCCACAUCUUUUGCCAGUCUUGGACUACACUUCUCCCGCCUGAGAGUGCUGAAUGUAUCGAAGGCCCUUUGCUAUCACACUGAUUUCUAUUCGGUGUUCGACCACGCACCUUUACAUACACUACAAGCGACUGAGUUUAGAAGACACAUGGGUUAUUUGAGCCCCAACCUUAUCAGGAAAGCUGGCAUGUUUAUAUCAUGCCUAUAUAUGGAGCCACUUAAUGUCAGGAUGACAGCAAUGAACCUGUACACUGACAUACUGGCCAUGUCGUCCAACAUCAGAACCGCAGCACUACAUUUUAUACCAUUGACGCCUAUAUCUACUGUAAACUGGUUUGUCCUUCAAACUUUUUUUCUCAGGGACUGUGGGAUUUCAUAUUCAAGCAUUGAAAAUAUUCUAAUGCAGCUUCCGAAGUUGCUGAGAUUUACUAUACUUCUCCUUCCUUUAUCUCAGUCUUCUCGAUAUGGAAUCACCACCAUGGAUAUGGACACAAGUGAUUAUUCUGUAUCAUUGAGCACGUCACUUCAAACAUUCUCACUCAAGUCGAGUCGAGGAUAUCUUAUCCCAACAUUUGUCUAAUGCAUUUGCUAGCUGAUCGUACGGACGCCAUCGCUGCUGGACCUCCGUAUUACCACACCGGUUACCGAAGGAAUCAGCCAGUUCAUUGCAUUCAAGAGAAGGGACAUUAAAACCACAAGCACGCAUGUAAUACGAACCCAUGGGUCAUGAUAAACUGAUAGCCAAU